Molecule: messenger RNA, 792 nt
Organism: Zychaea mexicana
Lineage: Eukaryota; Fungi; Mucoromycota; Mucoromycetes; Mucorales; Lichtheimiaceae
Exons: 1
Biological process (GO): DNA-templated transcription
Cellular component (GO): RNA polymerase II, core complex
Molecular function (GO): DNA binding
Source: RefSeq, a predicted model, not a curated record
AUGACGCUGAACACUUUCCAUUAUGCUGGUGUGUCAAGUAAGAACGUAACUCUUGGUGUGCCCCGUUUAAAGGAAAUCAUCAACGUUGCAAAGAACAUCAAGACGCCUCGAUUGGAAGUCUGGUUAGACGCCGAGCGGUCGCGCAAUAUUGAACUGGCAAAGGAAGUCCAAGUCAGUUUGGAACAUACAACGCUCAAAAAGGUGACUUCAUGUGCCGAGAUCUACUACGAUCCCGAUCCAAGAAAUACCAUCAUCGAAGAAGAUGCGGACUUUGUCGACACAUACUAUCAACUGGAAGAGGAUACUGCAGCUUCGGUCACGCGCGUUUCGCCAUGGCUUUUGCGUAUCGAGCUCAACCGUGGUAUGAUGAUUGACAAGCGUCUUAACAUCACCGAGGUUGUCCAAAAGAUCUCUGAAGAAUUCCGCAACGACUUGCACGUUAUGGGCAGUGAUGAAAACUCCGAGAAGCUGAUCAUUCGUUGCCGUGUUAUGAUGGACGAGAAUGAGGAUAAGGAUAUGGACGACGACGACGGCAAGGCUGAAGAGGACACGUUCUUGCGCAAGUUGGAAGCAAGCAUGCUCAGUUCCAUCAAUCUGCGUGGUAUUCCAAGAAUUACCAAGGUUUACAUUGUGGAGCGCAAGGAAACGCGACUCAACUCACAAGGCGACUUUGAACAUGUGACUGAGUGGGGUCUUGAUACUGACGGUAUCAAUUUGCAAGAGGUCAUGUGCCAACGUGGUGUUGAUGAACGGCGAACGUACUCCAACAACACAGUGGAAAUCAUGGAGGUA